This is a messenger RNA of Neoarthrinium moseri, 1563 nucleotides long. RefSeq lists its product as uncharacterized. Bases 1 to 1563 code for a protein of 520 amino acids. Lineage: Eukaryota; Fungi; Ascomycota; Sordariomycetes; Amphisphaeriales; Apiosporaceae. Gene Ontology annotation, biological process: carbohydrate transport; transmembrane transport. The transcript has 8 exons. The record is from RefSeq and is a predicted model, not a curated record. Gene Ontology annotation, cellular component: membrane. Gene Ontology annotation, molecular function: carbohydrate:proton symporter activity.
AUGGCCAUGACCGUCAUUGCAGAGCAAGCGCGCGUCACACGACGCCUCAAUGGCGGAUGGCUUAUCGCUUUGGUGACACUUAUUGAUGCUAUGUCUGCCAUGUGGUUUGGUUAUUGUCAGGGAGUUUUUGCUGGGGUUCUGGUGUCGUCAGACUUCCAGCAGCUCUUCCCCCAAACUGCUGAUGCCAAUAUAUCGGGGAUCGUAACGAGCUGUUUCCUGCUUGGCGCUUUUUUCGGUGCCAUCAUGGCUUUCAUCCUGGGUGACAAAUUGGGCCGCAAACGGACGAUCAUCAUCGGUCACUGCUUCAACUUCAUCGGGGCGACGCUGCAAUUUCUCUCCUGGAGUCUCCCCCAGAUGGUCAUCGGACGCAUCAUCAACGGGUUUGGGAUGGGCAUGACGAGUACCAUGUCACCAGUCUACCUGGCAGAGUGCGCGAGAUCGCACAUGCGAGGACGUCUGCUUGUCAUCGGGGCUAGCUCCAAUGUCAUGAGUUUUUGUCUUGCUAAUUGGAUCAGCUACGGACUUUAUUACCAGGCGGGCCCACUACAAUGGCGGUUUCCACUUGGCUUUCAGCUUGUAUUUGCUUGCAUUAUCGCCCCAGUUUUGGCUUUCGUUCCAGAGAGUCCAAGGUGGUUAUUGCUGGUAGAUAGAGAAGUUGAAGCACUCAGCGUCAUCUCCAGAUUCUCUGGGACUGAUAUACCUAACGAAGUAGCGACAUCAGAAUAUCGGAGCAUCAAAGAAGCAAUUCGGCUGGAGAGAGAGACCAGAGUACCGGCCAUGGAUGUACUCAUGCACCGGGACAAAGCUAAGAACUUGAGGCGACUGAUACUUAGCUCCGGGACCCAACUUAUGCAGCAGUUCAGCGGAAUCAAUGCACUAGGAUUUUAUCUUCCUACUCUUCUGCAAGACAACGUUGGUUACGACAAUGAGACGUCACGGUUAUUGACAGCCAUCAGUGGCACGAUUUAUUUGCUUUCCGCCUUUGGUAGCCUGGUCGUUAUUGAUCGAGUGGGAAGGCGAAAGCUCAUGCUUGGAGGGUCAGUACUGACGGCAAUUUGUCAUUUAAUUGCCUCGCUAUGCCUCAAAGCUGGUCAGGACAAUCCUUCGAAAAUGGCAACUAUGGGGAAGGUCGCCGUUUCCAUGUUUAUUCUAUACCAUGUGUUCUUUGGUUGCACCUGGGGCGGUGUACCGUGGGUUUAUUCUGCCGAGAUCAACUCGCUUGGGUGGAGAACGCGUGGUGCAGCAGCGGCUACGGCAACCAACUGGUUGAUGGCAUUUGUGGUGGUACAAUUUACCAAAGUAGGGAUUGACAACUUGGGCUGGGCCUUCUAUCUAAUAUUUGCGGUUAUUAGCUUGAGCUACUUUCCUACUGUAUAUUGUUUUUAUCCUGAAACGUCACGGCGGACAUUGGAAGACAUGGACCUUAUGUUCAUUAGGAACCCAAGUGUAUUCGUCUGUGGAAAAGACGAGAUGACAAAGAGAGAAAGGCCGCAGGCAUUGAUAGACGCUGAGAGAGACCGAAUCGCGAGAGGCGAGGUGACUACAGUCGAGCUGGGGGUUUGA